Molecule: messenger RNA, 1038 nt
Organism: Ipomoea triloba (trilobed morning glory)
Lineage: Eukaryota; Viridiplantae; Streptophyta; Magnoliopsida; Solanales; Convolvulaceae
Product: bidirectional sugar transporter NEC1-like
Exons: 6
Coding region: 60-785 (241 amino acids)
Biological process (GO): carbohydrate transport
Cellular component (GO): membrane
Molecular function (GO): sugar transmembrane transporter activity
Source: RefSeq, a predicted model, not a curated record
UGGAUCUUCAAAUUACAUAUUCUCCUUUUGAAAGAGCUUCACCUGCAGGAAAGGUUAAAAUGGCACUGCUAAGUGUUCAACACUUGGCCCUCUUGUUCGGUCUUCUAGGUAACAUUGUGUCAUUUUUUGUUUUCCUAGCACCGAUACCAACCUUCUACAAGAUUUACAAAAGGAAAUCAUCUGAUGGGUACCAAUCCAUACCAUACGUUGUUGCACUUUUCAGUGCAGAAUUGCUGUUGUACUAUGCUGUUAUCAAGACCAACGCAUAUCUAAUCGUCUGCAUCAAUGGCUUUGGCUGUGCCAUUGAAUUGGUUUUUAUCUCAAUGUACAUGUUUUAUGCCAACAAAAAAGAUAAGAUCUUCACGAUAAAGCUACUGGUGCUGGACAUUCUACUUUUUGGGGCGGUGAUUAUAGUCUCUUUGUUUCUGGUAAAGGGGCCGGAAAGAGUUGCCCUUGUGGGAUGGACAUGUGCCGUCAUUAACGUUGCCGUCUUCGCUGCCCCCUUGAGCAUCAUGAGACAAGUGAUAAGAACAAGGAACACGCAGUUCAUGCCGCUCACUCUCUCCAUCUGCCUUGUAUUCUGCGCUACAGCUUGGUUUUUCUACGGAUUUUUCGUCAAGGAUUUGUACAUUGCAUUUCCAAACAUCCUGGGAUUCCUGUUCGGAAUCGCCCAAAUCGUUCUGUACUGCAUGUACAAAGACUCCAAGAAAGACGAGGAGAAUAAAAAAGGUGGAGAAUACAAGGAAGGAGUAGAGAUUCAAGUCAAGAAUGACGGUCGACGGUAAAUCUAACAAACAAGAAUUGAAGUAACCGGCCGGCGGUCGGACGUACGUACGGUGUUAAGCCUCACCAUGCACGACAAUUAUUAAUGAUGUUCCAACUUAAUUUCAUAUGCAUUAAAUUACUCCGUACUAAUUAAUAAUAUCAAGUACUUAAGAAGACUAGUAAUUUUAAGAAAUAAAGGAUGUUAAAUCUCUUUCUGGCUUCGUGCAGUGUAUGGAAAAUUAUUAUUUACAAUAUAUAUAGUUUGUUUUGUAA